UCCCCGGUGUUUACGGUACUUCGUUUCCACUGUAUGAUCUCGAUCUACAGCCUCUAGCUGCUCUUCUUCCACGAAUCCUCCGUUGAUGUUGAUGUACCGUUCCCAUUCCCGCCGGUUUUUGCACACCGAGGUAUAUUGGAGAUGAGCACAGCCACUGAGAACAUCAGAUUCAGUGGACAUACACUGGACAAGGCUACCAAGGCCAAAGUGACGCUAGAGAACUACUACAGCAAUCUCAUCGCGCAGCACAUCGAGCGCAAACAGAGGUUAGCAAAGUUAGAAGAAUCACUCAAAGAUGAAGGACUGUCAGAAGCACAAAAGCAGGAGAAAAGGCAACAACACGCACAAAAGGAGACGGAGUUCCUGCGACUCAAGAGGUCCAGGCUCGGGGUCGAGGACUUUGAACCUCUAAAAGUCAUUGGUAGAGGAGCGUUUGGAGAGGUGCGGCUGGUACAGAAGAAGGAUACAGGACAUGUUUAUGCUAUGAAGAUCCUGCGCAAAGCUGACAUGCUGGAGAAGGAACAGGUAGCGCAUGUCAGAGCAGAGAGAGAUGUCCUGGUAGAGGCGGAUCAUCAAUGGGUGGUCAAGAUGUACUAUAGCUUUCAGGAUCCCAUCAACCUGUACCUGAUCAUGGAGUUCCUCCCAGGAGGAGACAUGAUGACGUUGCUGAUGAAGAAGGAUACUCUCAGUGAGGAGUGUACACAGUUCUACAUCGCGGAGACGGCCCUGGCCAUCGACUCUAUACAUAAGCUGGGCUUCAUCCAUCGGGAUAUUAAACCAGACAACCUCCUGCUGGAUGCUAGAGGACACAUCAAACUGUCAGACUUUGGACUCUGUACGGGUCUCAAGAAGUCUCAUCGAACUGACUUUUACAGAGAUCUCAGCCAAGCAAAACCUUCAGACUUCACGUCGAGCCCCAUGGACAGCAAGCGAAGGGCAGAGAGUUGGAAGAAAAACCGUCGAGCAUUGGCAUACAGUACAGUGGGCACACCGGACUAUAUUGCCCCUGAGGUGUUCCUGCAGACGGGCUAUGGGCCAGCUUGCGACUGGUGGAGUUUAGGAGUUAUAAUGUAUGAAAUGCUAAUCGGCUACCCUCCAUUCUGCAGUGAAAACCCUCAAGAGACGUAUCGCAAGGUGAUGAACUGGAGGGAGACCCUCACUUUUCCUCCAGAGGUACCCAUCUCUGAGGAGGCCAAGGAGGCUGUAGCCAGGUUCUGCUGUGAGUGUGAGCGUAGGCUGGGCUCAGCAAGAGGUGUGGACGAGUUAAGAGGUGGUGUUCCAUUCUUCCGAGGGGUCGAUUGGGAUCACAUCCGUGAGCGUCCGGCCGCUAUACCUGUCGAGGUCAAGUCCAUCGAUGAUACGUCCAACUUUGAUGACUUCCCCGACGUCAAGCUAGAAAUUCCAUCCGCACCACUGCCGCAAGACGAAGAAGUCAUUUAUAAGGACUGGGUAUUCAUCAACUAUACGUUCAAGAGGUUCGAAGGACUAACUCAGAGGGGAACCCCCACCAAAAAGUAGCAGAUCUCUCAAUCACCUUCCAAUGUGUGAAUGGGUGUAGCAACAUCCUGCCCGGACAAGUAGCAAAACACUCCUACUAGCUAAUCAAUUUAGUCGCAGCUUUGUCUUUUUUAUAUUUUAAAAAUUUUAUUACAGUUAUGUUUGGAAAUCUUAUUAUUUUUUAACUUUGGCAAUAUUUUUGUAGUACAAUUUUUGUUAUAGCGUAACGAUAUAUUAUUGUUCGAAUCUUAGUGUGUAGCCAUCCGCUUUUAGUUCCACGAAGUUAUCGCUCGAGGACGAUUAUUUUAAUCGAUAAACCAAAUAGCUUUGAUUAAUUUCAAUAUGUUUUUGAAUGAGAUUAGUAGAUGUACUUAGUGAUAUAUGGUGGUUGGAUGGUUUGAAUUCGGUCGGUACAGUUCUUUGUUUUCGUUAUUGUGUAAAAUACACGGUAAACCUUUUUAAAAUUCUGUACGGUGUGUUAGUUGUGGAUGAUUGGGAAAAAUCUGUGUAAGAAAGUCUGUGACAAGAGUCUUUUGAAACUAUUUUCUCACUGAUAACUUUGUACUUUGUGUGGAAUUGUGAUCCGACCGUUGUGUGUAACUUGUUAUCUCGUUGUUGCUAAGCUAAGAGCUGAUAUUGGCCAACCUGUGGAUUUUUAAUAUAUGAUUGUUUUCCCCUGAUAAACCAUCAACACUUACGAUAUCAAUAGUGGAUAAUUUUCCAGAUCACUAGAAUCGAUUUAGUAUAUUGUAUACAUCGUACCAAAGGUACUUUAAGUUAUAAAAAUAAUCAUAGUUAUGAUACACUUUUAAUGCUUUUGUAAUUAUUGUCUUUCUUAUUUAUUGUUUAAGCCAAUGACAUUGAUUUGUGAUGCUGUUAGGUGUGUUACACUCUUUAGGCAUUGAUUUUUUGUAAAUAUGCUUUUUUGUUUUAAGACAUCUAAGAGUAAAUAUUGUAUUUUGAUA
This is a messenger RNA of Macrosteles quadrilineatus (aster leafhopper), 2462 nucleotides long. It is a transcript of the gene trc, whose product is annotated as serine/threonine-protein kinase tricornered. The coding region runs from base 142 to 1518 and encodes 458 amino acids. The transcript has 12 exons. Gene Ontology annotation, biological process: peptidyl-serine phosphorylation; intracellular signal transduction. NCBI's taxonomy places the organism in Eukaryota, Metazoa, Arthropoda, Insecta, Hemiptera, Cicadellidae. Gene Ontology annotation, molecular function: protein serine/threonine kinase activity; ATP binding. The record is from RefSeq and is a predicted model, not a curated record.